Pipra filicauda (Wire-tailed manakin) is the source of this 6307-nucleotide messenger RNA. RefSeq names its product mucin-1-like. Bases 475 to 5622 code for a protein of 1715 amino acids. NCBI's taxonomy places the organism in Eukaryota, Metazoa, Chordata, Aves, Passeriformes, Pipridae. The transcript has 7 exons. The record is from RefSeq and is a predicted model, not a curated record.
CAACUUUGAGAGUGGGAAAAAGCCGAGGUGACCUGCCCUUGGUUCCCAGCUGGAGGUGAGUGGCAGGGCUGGGACUGUGCUGUCUGUCCUCCCCCAGGCUCCACUCGAGCAGCUUGCUGAGGGAUGGAGCAGGGUUUGUUGGUGCUUCCUGCCAGAGCCAUCCCCUCAUCCCCUGCCAGAGCCGUCCCCUCACCCCCAGUGUCCCUCACUGUGCUUUCCCCAGCUGUCACUGUGCUGCUUAUCUGACUCGUGCUCAUGUUUUCUCUGCUCUCAGGGCAGCCAGGGCUGUGUGACUGUUCUCUCCUUCCCCUCAGCCCUUCUCCAGGAGUUUGGCUGGCUGUGUGUGUUUGUGCAGGUGCCUGGCACUGGGAGAUACCUGCUGUGUGCUGCUCGUGUCUGCAGGGGAAGAGCAACCAGCAAAUGCCCAGUUCUGGGAGGCAGCAGUGACUCCUCGGGGAGCUGCUUCCUGUCAGGAUGUAUUUUCUUGGGAUGACUCAGGAGCUGCUUCACGAGAUGCAGGAAAAACUCCCCAUCUUUGUCCUGAUUGCAGCUGGACUGUUGGAUUUGUCUGGAGCCUCCAGGAGUGAACAUGAUGCCAGUGACAUGUUGGCCCUGGGCUUCCCUGGAUGGGCCCAGCCCAGAGCUGAGAGCAGCCCAGUGCCCAGCGAGGGCUUCCCUGUGACAGAGGACGACUUGGAUGGGGUGACCUUCCACUUCCAGAGCCCAGCAGCUGAUCCCACCAAGGCAAGCACGGCUGACUCCAGCCCUGCUGCCACAGGGAGAGCUGCAAACAGGACAGCUCUGCUGCCUGGGGGCUUGGCUGGGACCCUGGAGGUGUCUGAGCCCUUGCACACAGAAACAGCAGCUUCAAAGCCCCAGGCUGGACACGCCUGGCCUGGCCAGCUCUUGGGGAGCUUCAGCAUCCCUGUCUCCACACAAGGAUCCCAGGCUACCACAGCUCUGGAGCAGCCAGGCAGCUCCCUGCAGAGACCAGGAGAUAUCCCUGGGGCUGGUCCCAGCCCUGCCAGCUCUGCUGCUGGGCUGCCCCAGCCCCCUCCCAGUGUGGGGCCACACCAGGACUCUCUCCAGUUCACAGCUGUCCCCUCCCUUUCUGUUCUCAAGCAGAUGGAGGUGACAAAGCCUAAAACAUCUCCCCUGACUUCAACAGUCCAUUUUCAUCCUCCAGGAACAGGAACAGCAGCAUCUCCAUCUCCAAGCAGAGCUGGGGUUGCUCCUGGAGGUGCAGGGCUGGGCUGGUCCCCCCCAGGGAUGCACACAAACCCCCAGGCCCAGCCUGGCAGCACAGCAGCUCUGACUCCUGCACGCCUGGAGAGGACCCGGGGUAUGGAUGCUGGAAUUACAGCUUCUGCAGUCCCACCACAGCCAGCUCCAGGGGGCCUGGAUGCAGCCUAUUCCAGCACAACACAUGCCAGGGCCACUCAGCUUUCCCCUGCUUUGCCUCUGAAGGAAGAAACCACAGGCAGCAAAGGCAGGAAUUCAACAGCAGCUGUAACAAAUGGUUCUGGACACCCACCCCAGCUGCCUGCUCUGCAGACACUGCCACCAGGCCACGUCCAUUCCUCUUCAUUCCUGAUGGGAUCCCCAGUUCCUGGUGGGUUAAGUCCAUCUCCAAUUCAAGGGCCUGUUGGCACAACUGGAGGACAACAGCCCCUGUCUUUGGACAGGGCUCUCAACUGCACCAAACCUGCUGCCCAGGAAAGCAACAGGAGCUCUCAAGGAAUCACAGUUGUAGCUCUACAAGGAGAUGCUGAUCAUGGGAUGGUGACAAGUAAACCUGGAAAAUCUCUAUCCCCUGAGAGCCCACAGGCUCCUGCUACUUCAUCCUCAUUAAGCCCAUCAAGGAUUUCCUCAUUAAAGCUUUCCCAGACUACUAAAGAGCAAAAAGAAGUAACAUCUGCACCCUCUCCUGGAAUGUCUGGCUUUGGGAAUGCAGACCUUCAGCCCUGGGAUUCUGUUCAGGAGGGGCUUCAGCCACCAGGUGCAUCUUUCCCUGCUCGUGCUGGAUUGCAGCCCAUGGGCAUCCCCAGCUCUGCUGAGAGACUUCACCCAACAACAACUUCACCCCCAGCCCCUGGCUCUGGGUCUCAGGCUCAGGGGGUUCCUGCCCACCCUGUACCUCGGGAGGCCUUUGCUGUGACACUGCAGGUGAGCACAGGGGAAGACUCCAAGAGAAGGAAAGGUCUCCCACAGCAGACAGCUGGAACUGGUUCUGCACCAGCCAGCCCAGUGCCCAGCCCCUCUGGAGCCCGUGAGAGCAGGACCCAGGCAGCUCCCUGGCACAGCUCUGCCCCUGCAGCCCCCCAGAGCCAGCACGUUGCCAGCCCAGCAGCUCCUGCUCCAGCACCACCCUCACCCCGUGCAGGGGGAAGCCAGCCCGGCUCAGCCACAGCACACCCUGACCCAGGGGUGCCCAGUGUCCCUGGUGAGGUCCCAGCACAGCUGGCACAGGCUCUGGUGCAGCAGUUCAGGAGGGCUCUUGAUGCAGCCACCAGGAACCUCAGCACCGGCAGAGGAGACCCCCUCACCAUCACCUCAGCCCCAAACCUGUCCUUCCUGUUUAAGAGCACUGAUGGUAUGAUAUGCCUUCGACCCCUGCAGGAGUCCCCUCUGCCCAGGACAUUCCCAAAUGCCAGUGUUGGGGGGCUGGUUUCUGUCCAGCAAAUCCUGGCAGCAUCAAAUUCCUCAGCGCUGGACCUGGCAGACUUACACCACCCGAGUCCUUCCAGCCUGGUCCUGGUCAGGCCUGUGUUCAUCCUGCUGCCCACGGACAGGGCACACUCACCCUUUCCUCAGGGGGAAGGUGACCACAGAACCACCCACCUGGGCACACACGUGGGCACCCCUGAAAGCAGCCACGGGAGAACGAGUUCCUCUUAUCCCACCAGUAAAUCUGAAACCACUCUGUCCACUGUGUCCAACCAACAAGCAGAGAGAGCAAAGGGAACUCCUCAGCCAACUCAUCCCAGUUACAGAGCCACCGUGGGCUUGGGCCAAGCUGCCACCUCAGCACCAGGUCCUUUGCUGGACCCAGGGAUGGGGAUGAGCAGCACAGGGCAGGCCCUGCACCUUCCCAGGAUGCCAGAGGAGAUGCAGAUCCCUGCUCCCCCUUCCCAGGAGGCCAAGGGCACUGAUUUACUGCUCCUGAGCAGGAUGUUGGCAGAGCCUGGCACCUCCCCUGGGGCACCAUCAGUGCUGCCCAAGCAGCAGAGCCCCUACACUUCCUCCAAAGUGUCUCCCACGACUGAAAAGCCACAUUCUGUAACUCCUUUACUGCCAGCAAAGGGACUCCUUGAUUUCCCAGUGCCUGCCCAGCCCGUGCCCAGCAGCACAGGGGCCACAGGCCAUGCCCAGCACGGUGGGACCCUGCAAACUGCCCCCCCUGGCCAGGGCUCAGGGACUACCCCGAGCUCUGCCCCUGCUCCCUGCGUGGAGUGUGGGACCUCACGCUCAGCUGCAGCCACAAAACACCCACUAAAGGGGCUCACAAGCACCAAACCUCUGCAGGCCAUGUCCCAAGGGCUCCCAAGGACCACACUGCUGCUGCCAUCCGUGGUACCCAGCAUGUCCUCAGCUUCCCCAGUGCUUCCAGCUGGGAAUGAGCACGGAGAGGCUGCCCUGGGCAGUACAGCUCCUUCAGGAGGGGUCCCUGUGCCUGCUACAGCAGCACAAACCCACAGCACUUCCGUACAACCUGAUCUCCCUCACCACUUGGAAUUCACUCCCACGGUGCCCAAGCCCUUUGUAAGGACAGAGGGACCAACAGCAGCCCCAGUGCAGGCUCCCUUCUCAACAGAGAUCCAAAGGAAAACGACGGUUCCUGGGAAACUUCGGGCUGCAGUGACCCACCCAAGGGUGUGUUCCAGCUCUGCUGCACGCCCACCUUCUCCUGCUCCUGCACAUGUGCCCCUGCUGGCAGCCCUGGAAGGUGACCAAGCCCUCCAAGCUCCCACUGAACUGUUCCCACGGGCCAGCACGGGAGAAACCCCAAAGCCAACUGAAAGCAGCACAAGGGCAGGAAGAGCAGGACCCGGUAAAUCCUUGGGGGUGAGUGUGUCUCUGUCAGCCCCAGUGAACACACAGACACAGCACCCACCCCCAGCAGCCCUGGGGAAGGAGCUGGGUUCGAGUGCAGCACAGCCCUCUGUGCCCACGGGAGCUGCCCUGCAGAGACAGCCCCGAGGGACACAGGGCACCCCCCAGGCUGCCCCAGCAGCGACUGCUCUCUCUGCAGCCCAGGGUGCUCAGACCACUGCUCCACUCACCAGCAAGGAAGGGCUUCACCUGCCCACACCAGCCCCCCAGCCUGAUCCCAGCGUGGUGCUGCCCAGAGUGAACACACCCGCUGUGGGGAAGGGCGAGGGCGAAGCAAAAGGAGAUGCAGCCCCCACCAGCCACCUGCCCACCCAGGCACCCCUGUCUGCAUCACCCAGACACCCUCUGGAGAAGGAGAUCCUGGAGGACACCAUGGAACAGGAGCCUGGUCAUUCCAGCCCUGGUAGUGCCCUGAGUGCCACCGGGCCACCUCCCACAGCAGCACUGGCUGUCUCUGCUGACAGGCCUGGGAACAAGGUCACCAAUCACUCCGCUGCCUUCCAGAGAGCAGCUGGCAGUGAUGCUGAGAUGCUUCCAGCCAGAGACCUGAUCCAGCUCCUUCCAAGCCCAGAGAGCCCCUCACAUCCAGCCGGGAGCCCGGUGCCAGCCCGGGGGGAUUCCCUGCUGGGUGUGGCAGGCACUGACUCAUCCGAGGGGCUGCUGCUGAACACGGAGGCAGAGGAGAUGGGCAGGACGGAGGAGGUGACAGACGGAGCAGCUGAAGGGCUGGUGACACUGCUGGAUGCCCAGCCCAGCGCCCCGGGGGACUCUCACCACAGGAGGGGGCUGCAGCCGGAGCUCACCGUCCUGGAUGGCCUGGCCGUGGUGAGGGACGACGCCUGCGGCUCCGGCAACUACACGGUGCAGCUGAGCCUGAGCCCCGCUGCUGACACAGCCCCCGAGCCCCACGGGCCUCCAGCACCUUCCCCAGAGACCUUCCUGGCCUUGGUGGCCGUGCAGGACAACCUCAGCCAGCCCCUGGUGCAGCCCCUGCUGCAGAUCCACUCAUGCUGUGUGACCCCCUCCGCCAGCCCCGGGGCCCCGGGAGCCCGGUGCUGCCUGUUCCGCAGGCUGCCAUUUGAGUGCAGGCACAUCCAGCUGCUGCAGAGCAGCAGGUCCAGAGCUGCCAGCUUCACCAUCCAGCUGUUCCAGAUGCUGAACCACUCCGUGGCCUACCUGCACUGCGAGCUGGACGUGUGUCUGCACAGAAAGGAGGGAUGUGAGCAGGACUGCUUGGAAAGUGUGGAGCCAGUUCUGCAGCCCAGUGACAGGAACAGCCAUGGAAACCUGCACAACCUCAUCUCAUUUGGCCCAGUUUGGAGGAUGAAGGACAGGUUUCUGUACAAACCUGUGGAAGGUCCUGGCUCUGCUGUGCUGCUGCCCAUCCUGCUGGGCUCCCUCACUGGCUUUGCUGUCCUGGGCAGUGCCUUCAUAAGCCUUUGGCUGCACCACAGGCAGAAAUCCAAACCCCUGCACUACCCCCCCUUUGGAGACAUCCAUGGGCUGUGAGCCUGGAGCAGCUCCUGGUCCUGCAGCUCCCACAUCAGCACCGCAGUGACCAGGGGAGAACAGGUCCUGCCCUGCACAUUGUAGUGCUUCUGUAGAGCUUCUGCUGACCCAGAGAGCAAGAAGGGUCCCACCUCUGCCUGGAGCACAUCUCCCCUUCCUUCCUUUCCCUCUGCAUGAGCGAGCCCACAAACUGCAGAGUAGAGAAGGGCCGAGGGAGGGGCUGUCAGACCCUGCGGGUGGGGGAGGGCAGCUGGGGGAUGCUCAGGGGGUGCUGUGCAGAGCCCUGCCUGGGAUCCAGCCUCACAUCCCUCUGUUCUGGAGGAACGGGGGCUUCUCCAUCCUGUCCACGACCUCCUGCUGCCUGUGCAGCAGCUGCUGGUGGGGAAGGAGGAAGCGGCAUCCCUGGAGUGUGGAAGGAGCUGCGAGGCACGAGGAAGGCACCUCUGGGAAGGGAUCUCCCUGUCUUUGGGGCCACGGUGUAAAUGGUCAGCAUGACAGCCCCACUUGGGUAUUGUAAUGCCAUUAAAACUGACCCUGGAACGUGUCUGAGGCCGGAGCUGUUUGCCCAGAAAUGGGCACCCCUGAAAGGCUGGGGGGGGAGAGCCCCUCUGCAGCCACGGACUGUGUUCCCCUACUCCCUCACCUUCUCCUGAACUCUCUGUAAUAAAACUGAGCAUUGCAGUAA